CCGCGCCCGGAGAUGAAGGCCAAGAGCCUCCCCUUCAUCGCCUUCGAGCACAAGCGGGACGCCUAUGGUUUCGCUGUGCGGCCACAGCACCUGCAACGCUACAGGGAGUAUGCCAACAUCUACAAGGAGGAGGAAGAGGAGCGGUCUGAUAGAUGGAAGAACUUUAUCGAGAGGCAGGCCGAGGACGACGAAUCGUCCGGAGAAGAUGCUAAGAUUGUGCCGUCCAUCGAGGACGAAGGAGCUACGGGAGAUGCCGGCACGCCUGACCUGUCCAACGAGAAGACACCCAAACAGCAGAGGCCACAUAAGAUCCAAAUAUGGUCUGAGAUCAGGCCCUCAUUGGGCCACAUCGGGGAGAUGAUGAGCUUGCGUAUCAAGAAGAAGAAGCAAUCUACCGCUGGCGAAGAGGACGCAACGGAUGGGCUCCACCCUGUAAACGCUGAAGACGGCAAGCCCUCGGAGGACUCCGACGAGGAGUUCUAUGAUGUAGAGAAGGUUGAUCCUGGCCAAGAAGGGCCUGCUUCUGACAGCGCCAAUGCCGAUUCGGGCAUUAAUAGAGCUACGAGUCAAGAAGGGUAUUUUCCUUGGAAAGAAGAAUUGGAGUGCUUAGUCCGUGGUGGGCUGCCAAUGGCUCUGAGGGGAGAGCUAUGGCAAGCUUUUGUUGGUAUUGGAGCUCGCCGAGUGAAAGGGUACUAUGAGAGCCUCCUUGCGGUGGAUGGUGGAAGCGGAGACAGCAAAGAUUCCGAUCCUCCAACUAUGGAGUGUGGUGACGAAAAAUCGAAAGCAUCUCAAACACCUUGUUCCGAAAAGUGGAGAGGGCAAAUAGAGAAGGAUUUGCCUAGAACAUUUCCAGGCCAUCCAGCUCUAGAUGAGGAUGGCAGAAAUGCUUUGAGACGAUUGCUCACUGCUUAUGCUAGACAUAAUCCAUCAGUUGGUUACUGCCAGGCAAUGAACUUCUUUGCUGGUUUGUUACUUCUGUUGAUGUCCGAGGAGAACGCAUUUUGGGCAUUGACAGGCAUUAUGGAUGACUAUUUUGAGGGUUAUUUCUCUGAAGAAAUGAUCGAGUCUCAGGUGGAUCAGCUUGUUUUAGAGGAGUUGGUCAGAGAAAAAUUCCCCAAGCUAGUAAAUCACCUGGACUACCUUGGUGUACAAGUUGCAUGGGUUGCUGGACCAUGGUUCCUAUCUAUAUACAUGAACAUGCUUCCCUGGGAAACUGUUCUUCGUGUGUGGGAUGUGCUUCUCUUUGAUGGAAAUCGUGUGAUGCUCUUCCGGACUGCCCUUGCACUUAUGGAGUUGUAUGGUCCUGCACUUGUGACAACAAAAGAUGCUGGGGAUGCCGUAACUCUCUUACAGUCUUUAGCUGGUUCCACUUUUGACAGCAGCCAGCUUGUUUUAACAGCUUGCAUGGGAUAUCAAGCUGUAGAUGAAGCAAGGCUGCAUGAUCUGAGAAACAAACACCGGCCAUCUGUUUUGUCUUCAAUGGAAAACAGAGCAAAAGGUCUUCGUGAAUGGAGGAACACAAGUGGUCUUGCAUCAAAGCUAUACAAUUUCAACCGUGAUGCUGAACCAUUGGUGUCAAUAUCAACAGAACAGUUAAAUGACUCGACAGAUGGGGAUGCUAACCAAGAAACCAGUUCUGAAAAUAUUGAUGAUAUGUAUCAUGGCCUGACUGUCAACACUGAUAUUGAUUUGUUGCCCGAUCCCAAAGAUCAGGUUAUCUGGCUGAAGGUUGAGCUAUGCCGACUGCUAGAGGAAAGGAGAUCAGCUGUUCUGAGGGCUGAUGAAUUAGAGACAGCACUAAUGGAGAUGGUUAAGCAAGAUAACAGACGUGAAUUAAGUGCAAAGGUAGAGCAGUUAGAACAAGAAUUAUCUGAGCUAAGGCAAUCUCUAUCAGACAAGCAGGAACAGGAACAAGCAAUGCUUCAGGUCCUGAUGCGUGUAGAGCAAGAACAGAAGGUUACAGAGGAUGCACGCAUCUUUGCUGAGCAAGAUGCUGCUGCUCAGAAAUAUGCUUCACAUAUCCUUCAGGAAAAGUAUGAUGAAGCGAUGGCUUCACUCGCGCAAAUGGAGAACAGAGCAGUCAUGGCUGAAACAAUGUUGGAGGCAACACUUCAAUAUCAAUCUAGUCAGCAAAAAGCACAACUACCUUCCCCUUCCCCUUCUCCAAGGACACCAACACGAGAUGCAUCUCCUGGCCAAGUGAGCCAAGAUUCAUCACAGGAGUUUCAGCCUAGAAAAAUAAGUUUGCUUGCCCCAUUUUCUCUCAGUUGGCGUGACAGGAACAAGGGCAAGCAGAACAAUGCUGACGAGUUAACAAAUGGCAAACAAAAUAACAACACUGCACAAAGUGUUGAGCCACCAAAGAUGGAUGAUGGAAAUCAGGGGGGCACACCAAAAGAGGGUGAACGAGUAGAGACACCCAUCGGAGAUGAACCCCGAUUAGAGAUGGCCAAGAUGGAUGGCGAUCUGCCAACCGUAGAAACGACUACAAAUAAAAUAAACGGGCAGGAAGAACACUUACAAGAAAUAAGACUAGAUUGAUCCUUUGGCCAACACCUUUUGUACUCAAUAGUGCCUUGUGAUUUUGAAGGAAAGCUGAAGCCAACAUUUCGGCUGCAAUUUUUUAAGUCAUGUGCUGCUGUAUUUAUUUUUCUCCUUUUCUCUCCUUUUGAUUUGUUGUCCUUUUUUUUACCACUUCCUUUAGGCUCAUAGAUUCAAAACUUCCCAGCAAUAACUUGCAAGAGGUAAUAUUGGUAUGGUUUCCCUGCUCAUUAUCAAGAUGGGCUGUAAGUUAUUGAUAGAUACAUGGAAAAUGAACGACAUGGAUGAACAGUGCAAUUGUUUGUAAAACAGGCUCCGUCCUCUGCAUUGUAAAAAGAAUGGCACAACCACCAUGGUGGCAGGGAUCUGAAGGAAUAUAAUCCGCUUAAAUUA
Messenger RNA from Lolium rigidum, 2934 nucleotides. Its product is annotated as TBC1 domain family member 8B-like. Lineage: Eukaryota; Viridiplantae; Streptophyta; Magnoliopsida; Poales; Poaceae. The record is from RefSeq and is a predicted model, not a curated record. Bases 13 to 2541 code for a protein of 842 amino acids. The transcript is spliced from 18 exons.